GGGACGUGAGUGGCAGCCAUUGAUCUGAGCCAACCUUAUCAUCGUCGACUCGCAGGAAUAAGGGUUUGUCCAAUUGACACAUAGCCAUAGCACUAAGUUGAAGAAGAGCAAGUGCUAGGAGAGAGAAACAUGGGUAGAGUAUUUUUGGUCGAGCUUGAUGGAAGGUCCUAUAGAUGCAAGUUCUGUAGAGCCCACUUUGCUCUCCUUGAUGAUCUUGUCUCCAGGAAUUUCCAUUCUCGUCGGGGAAAGGCAUACCUCUUCAAUAAUGCGUAAGAUGCUUUGCUUUUGAUGCCUAAAUUCUGCAUGAGAGAGAUUUCUUCUAUGGAUGUCUACAUCUAUGGGUUCUUCUUGUUGUUCCUUUUCUCAACUGGAAUUAGGUGGUAUAUUUUUUUCCCGUACUAUGGAAUGUGAAAGGAGUAAGAAAAUAUUCUCUUCUUGGAACUUUAUUUUUGCUUGUAAAAUUGUUAAUGCUAUAAAUCAUAUGAAACCUGUUGGUUAGACAACUUUCUUCCAGUGAUAUCAAUUAGGACUCGGUUUUGGUUAUAUCAAGAAGACAAUUUAUGCUUGUCUGCAUUAUAUAACCAAAUGUCAGUGCAUGGAAGAUGACUAAUUUUAAAAAUUAAAAAUAUAUUUGAUUUUUAAGUUGUUACUAGUCAAACUCAUAUGGUAAAUGACCUCCUCUAAAGUGUUUUUUUAAGUAUAUACGUACUUUCUGUAGUGAAAAGUGGGUAGACUUAAAUGCUGGAUAAGGAAAAAGAUAACUGUUUCUGUUAUGCUGAUAAGAAAACUCGUAAUGUUUCUAACUCAUAUAAGCAAGUUUUUCUAGCAAUAUCCUUUUCGUCAUUUGAUUGAUUGAAAAACCUAUAAAAUCCUAUUUUAUUUGAAUUUGAGGCUUGUCGUCAUUCUAAUUUCUUGGACCUUAUAAAUUCAUAGACUGAAAUCUGUAGAUGUUUAAUCUUGCAUCUUUUUUCUCGUUAACCUGGCUCAUUGGUCAGUUGUUCUAUUUUCUCUGUUUAAAGUGAUUAUGGAGACUGGUGCAGUUUUGAUCUGGAUUAAAAUCUGAAUACAGUCCAUGAAUGUUAUGCUGCUGCUGUAUAUCAUUAUCGUUCUGACAUAAUUGAACUCUUGAUUUACAAUUAUAAACUACAUAAGGGGUGGAAGUUGUCAAGUUGCCCUAAAAAAUUGCACGCUUAGCUGUUGAAUGCAGGUAUGUUUGGAAUCACAACAGUAACAACUUUUUCUUG
Molecule: messenger RNA, 1244 nt
Organism: Rubroshorea leprosula
Lineage: Eukaryota; Viridiplantae; Streptophyta; Magnoliopsida; Malvales; Dipterocarpaceae
Source: the annotation of a GenBank genome assembly